AGAUUAAAAGUUUGGACGACAUCUGCCUUCAAGGUGACGGAUCUCUUGCCCAGCUUGAAGAAACUUCGGGGCUUCUGCCGGAACAUGGUUGCCUCCUCCUUUCCCCAGCAAAAUUCUGGCAGAACGACCAGGAACAUUUUGGCGCCGACCCCGAUAUUAUUAAAACCAUCCACCAGCACGAACCCAAAACUCUGCAGACGUCGGCCACCCCAAAGGAUCUCCUGUUUGGUGUCCCGGGAAAGUACAGUGGGUGAGUCUCUACAACCGAAGCGAGUGGUCAUCUAUGCCAUCACUUUGGGUCUUCGUCACUAUGACGCCAGGUUCCUCUCCAGCCUCCGUUCGCGGCUCAAGCUGCUCCACCCCAGCGCCAACAGUAGCCUUCGGGAAGACCAGAUGGUCCAUGUCCAUUUCAAGGAAGAAAUCGGUGUCGCCGAACAUCCUCUCGUUACCACCUACGUCAUCCUCUUUGCUUACAUCUACUUCUCCACCCGAAAGAUCGACAUGGUGAAAUCCAAGUGGGGCCUGGCUUUGGCAGCUGUUGUGACAGUGCUCAGCUCCCUCCUGAUGUCCGUUGGGCUGUGCACGUUGUUCGGCCUCACGCCGACGCUCAACGGAGGGGAGAUUUUCCCGUACCUGGUGGUUGUGAUCGGCAUCGAGAACGUGCUGGUUCUCAAAUCAGUCGUCUCCACACCAGUUGACCUGGAAGUGAAACUGCGCAUCGCACAAGGUUUGAGCAACGAGAGCUGGUCCAUCAUGAAGAACAUGGGCACCGAGUUGGGGAUCAUCCUGAUUGGCUAUUUCACCUUUGUCCCGGCCAUCCAGGAAUUCUGCCUUUUCGCUGUGGUGGGCCUGGUCUCCGACUUCUUCCUCCAGAUGUUCUUCUUCACCACCGUCCUCUCCAUCGAUAUCCGUCGGAUGGAGCUGGCCGAUCUCAACAAGCGUCCCCCCGCCGAAGCCUGCCUCCCGCUCCCCAAGCCCAGCUCCCGCUGCCCGCGUUACGAGCGCCAGCCAGCCAUGCGCCCGGCUACUAUGCACACCAUCAACCUCCAGACCUCCUCCCUCCGCAACCUCCGUCUCCCUAAGCGGCUGAGGGUGGUGUAUUUCUUCGCCCGGACACGACUGGCCCAAAGGAUCAUCAUGACCGGGACGGUGGUCUGGAUUGGCAUCUUGGUUUAUACCGAUCCGGCGGGUGUCCGCCUCUACCUGGCUUCCCACGUCACGGAGCAGAGUCCCCUGGGCGAAGCAGGGCUGCCGGUUCUGCCCGUCCCCGGGGAGGUCCUUCCCACAAGGGACGCCCAGUUGUCCCUCUCGGUCUUCUCGGCCGAUCCCGCGCAGCCCCCGCCACCACAGCUCUCGGAGAACCAGACGGGGGAGUCCUCGCGCCACCAAGAGGCGGAGCGCCACGCCGAGGAACCGCUGAACGCCAGGAGCAAGGGGCACGCGGAGGUGGGCUCCAAGGCCGAAGUGACUUGGGGCUCAGAGGAUGAAGAACUUUGGAGGAAGCUCUCCUUCCGCCACUGGCCCUCGCUCUUCAGCUACUACAACAUCACCCUGGCCAAACGGUACAUUAGCAUCCUUCCGGUCAUCCCUGUCACCCUCUACCUGGACCCCCAAGAGGCCUUGGAGGCGCGCCAUCCCCACGAAGCCAACCGGUACCAGUCCUCCUUCUCAUUGGGCGUCGUGAAAGAAGAGCAGGCAGACCGGCUGUCAGAAGAGAAGCCCAAAGGACACAGCCCGCGAGACGUCACCCUCUAUAAGGUGGCUGCCCUUGGUCUGGCGUCCGGCAUCCUUUUGGUCCUCCUCCUCUUUUGUCUCUACAAAGUCUUGUGCCCCAAGAAUUACGGACAAAACGGGCUUUCCCACAGUCGGCGGCGAAGAGGGGACCUCCCUUGCGACGACUACGGAUACUCACCUCCUGAGACGGAGAUCAUCCCCCUGGUCCUCCGAGGCCACCUCAUGGACAUCGAAUGCUUGGCUAGCGAUGGGAUGCUGCUGGUCAGUUGUUGCCUGGUGGGCCAGAUCCGGGUGUGGGAUGCACAGACGGGUGACUGCCUUACGGUCAUUCCUAAGCAAGGCCUGCCCCGGGACAACAAUAGCGGCAGCGUCCUUGAGUCCCAGGACUGCUGGGAUUACAGCCCAGAUGGCCGCAGCGGUGGGCCAGAAGACCCUUGGGAUGGAAGCCCCCCCCUCCGCCGGACCCGAAGCCCCCAGCCGCCUCUCCUCUUCAGCAACCAACCCGACCUCUCUUCUCUGAUCGAUACCAAUUUUUCGGAGCACACCAAGAGUGGGACCCCGGGGCCCCGUCUGCGCACCCUCAGCGGGCGCCCGGAUGGCUAUGACUUCGGCAGCCUGGUGGGGAGGGUCUGCGAGGAGGGACCCCCGAACUGUACGACUGUCGCUAAGAAGGGCGGCUCCCAGAGCAAGGGAGCGUGGCCCCAAAUUGGCGAGGAUCCCGAAUGCAUCUCGCAACGGAGCAGCUUGGGGGGCGAUGAGCCUUUCGGGGUCCCAGGGAAGACCAGCCCCCUAAUUCCCUGGCAGGGAGAUUUGGACAGCUCGGUCUGGAGUUUGGAACUUCAAGGGAAUCUCAUUCUGGCCGGCCGGAGCAAUGGGAGGCUGGAGGUCUGGGAUGCCAUUGAGGGGACCCUUCAGUGCAGCAGUGAAGACGGGACAUCUGGCAUCACUUCUCUGGUCUUCUUGAGUGACAGGAUCGUAGCUGCCAGGCUGAACGGAUCCCUCGAUUUUUAUUCCCUGAGGAACACGCCGUGCAUGCCCCACUCUCCCUUCCAGGCCAUCCCAGGCCGCAACAGCCUCUCGUCCCCGCCGGUAUACAGCUCCAGCGACCUCCUCACUUGCCAGCUGACCCACACCGUAACCUGCGCUCACCAAAAACCCAUUACUGCCCUGAAGGCUGCGGCUGGCCGGUUGGUGACCGGCAGCCAGGAUCACACGCUCCGAGUAUAUCGCUUAGAAGACUCCUGUUGUCUCUUCACCCUACAAGGUCACUCAGGCGCCAUCACCGCCGUCUACAUAGACCAGACCAUGGUGCUGGCGAGUGGGGGCCAGGACGGCGCCAUCUGUCUCUGGGACGUGCUGACGGGCAGCCGAGUGAGCCACAUCUGCGCGCACCGGGGUGAUGUCACGUCCCUGACCUGCACCACCUCGUGUGUCAUCAGCAGCGGCCUGGAUGACGUCAUCAGCAUCUGGGACCGGGCAUCGGGGAUCAAGCAUUAUUCCAUUCAGCAGGACAUGGGCUGUGGGGCCAGCCUGGGCGUGAUCUCAGAUAAUCUGUUGGUCACUGGCGGUCAGGGCUGCGUCUCUUUCUGGGACAUUGGCUACGGAGACCUGCUGCAGACUGUAUACCUGGGCAAGAGCAACGAAUCGCAGCCGGCCCGGCAGAUCCUGGUGCUGGAGAACGCGGCCAUCGUCUGCAACUUCGGCAGCGAACUCAACCUGGUUUAUGUACCGUCGGUGAUUGAGAAGCGAGACUGAAAGGGGAGGGAGAGCAGAUGAGGAGAACCCAGAAACCCCUACCUGUCCCAUCCCUUUCAACCGCUUCGGGAAGCCCGGUGGCGGAGGGAGGAUGAUUGGCAGGCUUUCCUGUCCAGUAGAAGAAUGGGAAGGAGGCCAGUGUUGAAUCUUCCAGUUGUCUGGGUUUGUGGGCAAGGUGCGGCAAGAGGCCGGGGCCGCCAUUCUGGAAGGGCUGCGGCGGGUGGACCACCGGGGAACAAUUGGAAAGCCAGACAGGGUAGUUUUCCACAAUCCUGCGGCAGCGGUGUUUCCUUCGUGGUCAAUUUGGGGCGGGUGCUGAAUCUGGCCACGCAGGAGUCCUCAAACGAAUCAGCUGGGAGCAAGGAACGGGAGGACUUCCCCAGUGCCCUCUUAGCGCCCGCACCCCCGCCCUUUGUCUCCCGAGCCACUUCAUUGGGAGUGCUUGGAAGUCUUCAGAAAGAGGUUACGAAACGAGCUGGAUCAAUUCAACCCCCUCAAAGGCCUCGGCAAGUGAGCUGCAGCAGGCGUGAAAAAGUGGGUGCCGUUACUCCUUCUCGUAUUUAUUUCUGCUGUACAUAGUUAUUUAUUCCAGCACGUGAGGGGGAAGAGAAGGGGAAGAGAUGCUGCCCACCGUAAGCCGAGAUAUGAAAACUGGCUCACUGGGUGCUGCAAACCGAGGUUAAGGACUAGGGACGGGAUGCCUCCAACUACCCCCUUGCUUUGGCAUUGAACCUGCCCAGCGUGGACUUCAGGGCGGCUUCACAGGCUGUGAGCAUUGCUGUGCCCCGCAUCCCACCCCAGUAAAGAUGGAGAGAGUCCCAACCUUGCCUUCCCAGACCACGAUUCAAUCGAGUCACAACGGUUUUCAGGGAUCCAAUGUCUGCCUUGGACAGACAGUGUUCCCGCAGCGAGCCGAGGCAGUUUAGCAUCAUGUACGUAGAGCAGUGUUUCUCAACCUUGGCCACUUGAAGAUGUCUGGACUUCAACUCCCAGCAUUCGCUGGCUGGGGAAUUCUGGGAGUUGAAGUCGAGACAUCUUCAAGUGGCCAAGGUUGAGGAACACUGAUGUAGAGUUUUGUGUCCUAAACACCCAGUGGUAGUACUGUAAACCUAAGUGGGUGCCACGCUGGGAGAACCAACCGGAAUGGGAAUUUGAGUUGGCGAAGAGAGACGAGUGUUGGGGAAGAACAGUUGGAAUCCAUGGUUCAUUUCUUAAUUUCAAGCCAUUGACGUAGGAAUUAGCUUAUUUAUAGUUUAGGGCCGCUGCUUGUAGGGAGGGGGUGUGCCCGCUCAUGGGCAGCAGGAAACUUGGGGGCUCGCCUGGUGAGGCUGGCUGCCUUGCAUCCAAGGCCGAAUGAGGUAGGGCAGUGAUGGCUGAUCUUUUUGUUGUUGGGUGCCAAAAACGCGAGCGUGCGAUAGCACGCACGCAUGCCGGAACCUAUAAUGCAAAGCCUCCCUUGGUCCCCCCGGAGGCCCUCCAGGAGCAGGAAACAGAUCAUUUACGAACUUCUGUUAGGCCCCAUUUUCGCCCUUCCCAGGCUCCGGAGGCUUUCCGGAAGGCCGAAAAUCAGCUGGCCAGCACGCACACGUGUGCUGGAGCCGAUGGCUCGUGUGCUGGCAGAUAUGGCUCCGUGUGCCACCUGUGGCACGCGUGCCAUAGAUUCGCUAUCACAGGGGUAGGGCUGGACCGUUCCCCGGUGUUUUUAACCAUAGCCAUUUCUUGACAUGUGGACUUCUCACAGCUACUCAGGGUACAGGCGGUCCUCGAGUUAUGGCCACAACAGCCUGCCUACGAUAGCUGUAAAACGGGCCAGUCUGCUCGCAGCAUCCCACAAUCGUAUGACCGAUUUGCGACAUUUUUGUCAGCGGUUGUUGAAACACCGCAAAAUUCAUGUGAACCCAUUGUUCACAGCACAAUUAUGCCGAAAGAUGGAAGUGGUUCCUAUGGACAAGAGGGUCAUAAAUUGUGGUCAGGUGAACCACGGGGGAUGGGUUCCUAGGAGGCUGCAAAGAUGGCCGUGGGUCCAAGUGUGGUCACGUGACCACAGUGGGUUUGCUGACCAUCAGAAAUUCAAAUCCAGCUUGCAAGUCCCUGUUUUGUUUUUAAUUUUUUAAAGUCGUAAUUUUUUAUGGUUGCUAAGUAAAUUUUAUUCUGAAUGAAGGCCGUGCAUCUCAAAGUAGGGAAGGCCAAGGAAGGCAGUGCAAAGCAAGACAGACCGAGCCCCUCUUCCCUGCCCUCCCACAUCCCCCCCCUCCUGGAUUGGGGUCCAGUGCCCAUACGAUGCCUCCAGUGGCCUUAGCUCUGCUGUACCCUUUCGACUGUACGGUGGAUGCUUUUAUACGCGAUUGUGUUUUGUAAUGUGUAAAGGCACAUUAAAGAGAACUAACUUCA
Molecule: messenger RNA, 5880 nt
Organism: Thamnophis elegans (Western terrestrial garter snake)
Lineage: Eukaryota; Metazoa; Chordata; Lepidosauria; Squamata; Natricidae
Gene: SCAP
Product: SREBF chaperone
Biological process (GO): SREBP signaling pathway
Cellular component (GO): endoplasmic reticulum membrane; Golgi membrane
Molecular function (GO): protein binding; sterol binding
Source: RefSeq, a predicted model, not a curated record